This is a messenger RNA of Melanotaenia boesemani (Boeseman's rainbowfish), 5240 nucleotides long. RefSeq names its product complement C3-like. Gene Ontology annotation, molecular function: protein binding; endopeptidase inhibitor activity. The record is from RefSeq and is a predicted model, not a curated record. Gene Ontology annotation, cellular component: extracellular region. Lineage: Eukaryota; Metazoa; Chordata; Actinopteri; Atheriniformes; Melanotaeniidae. The coding region runs from base 16 to 5007 and encodes 1663 amino acids. The transcript has 43 exons.
GCACAAACAGCAGAUAUGGGAUCAGUAGGGAGGCUGAGUGGGAUCCAGCUUUUGCUGGUGGCCUUGGUGGCGUUUUCCUCUCUGAAUAAUCCAGCUGCUGGAGAACAGUUGGAGGUGAUGUCUGCCCCCAACCUGAUGCGAGUAGGAACAGCAGUAAACAUCUUUUUCGAGAUUCAAGACUGUAGCAGACAAGAUAACAUAAAUGUACCAGUCCUUGUGAAGAACCAUCCAACCAAAACCACAACUCUGGCAUCCACAUCUGUGACUCUCACUAGGGCAGGAAAAUACCAGGGUUUUGCAAAAGUAAAGGUCUCUUCUGAAGGGUUCAGUACAGACCCCAAAGUGAAGCAGUAUGUUACCCUUCAAGCAAUGUUCCCUGGUAAAACACUAGAGAAGGUGGUGUUGGUCUCCUUCCAGUCUGGCUACAUUUUCAUCCAGACUGAUAAGACCAUUUAUACUCCUAGCAGCAAUGUGCGUUACAGAAUUUUUGCACUGACACCUGGCAUGGAGCCUGUGGAGAGGGGACGUGCAACCCAAACAGAAUCUUCAGUUAUCAUUGAGAUUAUGACCCCUGGUGACAUCGUAGUAAAAUCUGACACUGUCUCACUGACUUCAGGGAUUAAAUCUGAAAUCUACGAGCUUCCUGCCAUUGUCAGUGAGGGACAAUGGAAGGUGGUGGGAAAGUUUCAAAGCAACCCACAACAAAGCUUCUUUUCAGAAUUUGAGGUCAAAGAAUAUGUACUCCCCAGUUUUGAAGUGAAAUUGUCAGCUGGGAAGCCCUUCUUCUAUGUGGACAGUGAUGCGCUUACCAUCGCCAUUAAAGCUACGUAUGUGUUUGGUGAAGAGGUGGAUGGAACAGCCUAUGUUGUAUUUGGGUUUAUAGAUGCCAAAAGUGAAAAAAAGGUUUUUCCAAAAUCUCUUCAAAGAGUCCCAGUCCAGAAAGGAAGAGGACAAGUCACAUUGAAUAAAGAGCACAUUACACAGACCUUCUCAAACAUUAAUGAGCUGGUGGGAAACUCCAUCUAUGUUGCCGUCAGUGUGCUAACAGGAAGUGGUGGUGAAAUGGUGGAAGGAGAGUUGAGAGGCAUCAAGAUCGUCACAUCACCCUAUACUAUCUCUUUCAAGAGGACGCCUAAGUUUUUCAAACCAGGAAUGUCUUUUGAUGUCUUGGUUGAAGUUUUGAAUCCUGACGAAUCUCCAGCCCCAAAUAUUCCUGUCGAGGUUACACCUGGAGACGUUAAGGGCACAACAGCAGGCACUGGGCUUGCAAGGCUUACCGUUAAUACUUUGGCAGACUUAAAAAUCCUGGAAAUUAGAGCAAAGACCAAGGUGGAAGACCUUACAGAAAAUAGACAAGCAUCAGCUUACAUGGUAGCUAAACCUUACGAAACCAGGAGCCAAAGUUACCUCCACAUAAGCGUGGAAACGACUGCAGUCGAAAUAAAUCAAUACAUCAAAGUCACCUUUUUACUCAGCAAGCCAGAACAAAAUGACAUUACAUAUCUGAUCUUGAGCAGAGGUCAGCUGGUGAAACAUUUCCGAUAUGAGAACAAUCGUCAAAGACAGAUUUCUCAGAUGGUUCAAUUUACCAAAGAUAUGCUUCCAUCAUUCCGCAUCGUCGCCUACUACCACACAAGUUCUAACGAACUGGUAUCCGACUCUAUUUGGGUCGAUGUACAAGACAUCUGCAUGGGAACGCUGAACCUGGAAGUAGAAGGAGCCGCUGCAUCUUAUGAACCUCGCAAGUCUUUCAAGCUGGUUAUCACAGGAGAUCCAGGGGCCACAGUGGGGCUGGUGGCAGUUGACAAAAGCGUUUAUGUUUUAAACAACAAGCAUCGCCUGACACAGAAAAAGAUUUGGGAAACAGUGGAAAAAUAUGAGCCAGGCUGCACAGCAGGUGGAGGGCAAAACAGCAUGAAGGUCUUCUAUGAUGCAGGGCUGAUGUUGCAGACCGGCAGCCUCAGUGGAACGCUUGACAGAACAGAAUCUGGGUGUCCUUCUUCCAGCAGGAGGAAACGAGCCAGCACUAUAAUGGAUGUCAGAACCAGCUUGUUGAGUGAAUACCAAGAAAAAACUGAAAAGGAAUGCUGCUUGGAUGGUAUGAGGGAUGUUCCUGUCUCAUACACCUGUGAAAGGCGCAGUGAGUAUAUUGUGGAUGAUUCAGCAUGUAGUAAGGCCUUCCUUCACUGCUGCCUGGAGAUGAAGAAACAUCAGGACGAGAACAAGGAGGAAGUCCUACAACUUGCUCGCAGUGAGGCUGAUGAUGCUUACAUGGACAGCGAUGAAAUAGUUUCCCGCACUAAUUUUCCUGAAAGUUGGCAUUGGACUGAUAUCAUACUGGGCCCUUGUCCUGAAAAUGAAAAAAACUGUAAAACCACAAAAUCUGAGCAAUUUGUGGCUUUGCCUGAUUCCAUCACAACAUGGCAGUUGACCGGAAUCAGUCUGUCAAGAACUCAUGGUAUCUGUGUGGCUGACGGCCUAGAGGUCAAAGUCUGGAAGCCAUUCUUCAUCGACCUCAGGCUUCCAUAUGCAGCUGUCCGAGGAGAGCAGCUGGAAAUUAAAGCAAUUCUCCACAACUACAAUUUUGAGGAAAUCACUGUACGUGUGGAGCUAAAAGAAGAACCUGGUGCAUGCAGUGCAGCCUAUAAGAAAGGGUGGUUCCGUCAGGAGGUCCGAGUUGGAGCAAGAACCACACGAUCCGUACCAUUUAUAAUUAUUCCUAUGAAGGAUGGAGAAGUUCGAAUUGAGGUCAAAGGAGUUGUGAAAAACUCAUACCAUGGUGACGGAGUUGCUAAGUAUCUUCGUGUUGUGCCUCCAGGUGUGCUGAUGAAAAAUUCAUUUAAUGUAACACUUGAUCCUGCAAAGAAAGGUCAAGGUGGUACUCAACGGGAAACUAUCAGGAGUGCAAUUCCAGAAACAGAUAUGAUUCCUAACACACCUACGAACACACUCAUCUCUCUAACAGGAAUAGAGCAGUUGAGUUCAUUGUUUGAGAACAGCAUCAGUGGGCAGUCUAUGGGCUCUCUGAUCAAAGAGCCCAAAGGCUGUGGCGAGCAGAACAUGAUUGGAAUGACCCUGCCUGUUAUUGCAACCAUAUAUUUGGACAAAACCAACAUGUGGGAAGACGUGGGCUUUGAGAAGCGCAACACAGCUCUUAAACAUAUAAAAACUGGCUAUGAGACGCAGCUUAAGUACCGUUUAAAUGAUGGAUCUUUUGCUAUUUUUCCACGAAGGAAGCCCACAACCUGGCUGACUGCAUAUGUUGCCAAGGUGUUCGCAAUGUCCUAUAAACUUGUGGUGAUUGAUUCAAAUGUGAUCUGCGGUGCCAUCAAGUUUCUCAUUCUGAACACACAGCAGCCUGAUGGCGUUUUUAAGGAAAUUGGACGUGUGUAUGAAAAACAUAUGAUUGGUGAUGUAGGCGGCGUAGAUUCAGACGCUUCAAUGACAGCUUUCUGCCUGAUUGCCAUGCAGGAGUCACAAUCAUUAUGUUCUCAAACUGUUAAUAGUCUGCUAAACAGCAGACAAAAAGCAGUAACCUACCUGGAGAGGCAAAUUACCAGGCUCACCAAUCCCUAUGCAGUUGCAAUGGCAUCAUAUGCCCUGGCAAAUGAAAACAAACUGAACAAGCAGGCCCUCUACAAGUUUGCUUCCCAAGAUCGGUCCCACUGGCCAGUACGUAAGGGACACAUUUACACGCUGGAGGCCACAGCUUAUGCUCUACUUGCACUUGUCAAGGCUCAGGACUUUGAAAAUGCCAAGAAUAUUGUGAGAUGGCUCAGCCAACAGCAGAAGGGAGGUGGAGGAUAUGGAUCAACUCAGGCCACUAUAAUGGUGUACCAGGCUGUAGCAGAGUACUGGACCAACGCAAAAGAACCACAAUACAGUCUGGAUGUAGACAUAUUGUUACCAGGCAGGUCUCUGGUAGACAAAUACAAAAUUAACAGGGCCAAUCACUAUCAGACAAGAAGUUCCAAGUUUGAUGGAAUAAACAAGGAUGUAGAAGUGACUGCCAAAGGAACAGGAGAAGCUGUUUUCAGGAUGGUGUCACUCUAUUAUGCUAUGCCUAUAAAUCAGGAAACAGGUUGUGAGAUGUUUGACCUGAAACUGGACCUCAAGCCAGAGAAAAUUGAAGAGAAUCAAAGAAUAUACAAGUUGACGAUAGAGAUUCUGUAUAAGAACAAGGACAAGAGUUCAUCAAUGACAAUCUUGGAUAUUGGUUUACCAACUGGCUACACUUUUAACCAAAAUGACUUGAAUGCAUUGUCUUCAGGAAAAUACCCCCUUAUUUCAAAAUAUGAGACGGACAAACUUCUCUCAGAAAAAGGCUCUCUCAUGAUUUACCUGAAUUCGGUUACAAACACAAGGCCAGAGGAGGUCGCUUUCAGGAUCGAACAGACGAUGAAAGUAGGCGUCUUGCAACCAGCUGCUGUGUCAGUUUAUGAAUAUUAUAACAGGAAGCAUUGUGUGAAAUAUUAUCGUCCAGAGAGACAAAGUGGAGAGCUCCUGCGGCUUUGUACUCGUGAUGAAUGUAUAUGUGCGGAAGAGAACUGCAGCAAGCAAAAAAAGGAGAAUAUCGACAAUGAUCAACGCACUAAUAAAGCUUGUGAAUCCUCAAGUACAAGCAAAAUAGACUUUGUUUACAAAGUGAAGGUGGAAGAUUUUAGUGAUGGUUUGAACACUGACAUUUACAGAAUGCGGGUAUUGCACGGUAUUAAAGUAGGAAGUAAAGAUCAAGCUCCACUAGGUCAACUUCGCACAUUCCUCAGUUAUCAGCACUGCAGAGAGGCUUUAGAUCUGAGAGUGGGCAAAGACUUCCUGAUCAUGGGAUCAUCAUCUGAUAUUCACAAAGAUGAAAAUAAUGCAUACCAGUAUGUGCUUGGUGAGAAUAGCUGGAUCGAGUACUGGCCCACCCGUAUUGAGUGUCAAAUGUACCAACACCGACCUACUUGUGUGGGCAUGGAGGAGCUACAGGACCAAAUUGAGACCUUUGGAUGUCAAAUGAAAUGAAACUGAACAAAACCAAAUCAUGGUUUUAUUGAAUUUUUCUCCUGUUUUUCCCUUUAUUCUAUUAUGAGCAUUGAUUUCAAGCUGAUAAAUAAUACUUAUAACAAUCUGCUUAAGUGACAGCAUUUACAUUUGCUUGAGAAAGUUGUCAGACUACUGAAAGGAAACUGUCUCCUCAGUUUGGCCAAAAUUGCUGAAAAAGUAAUUAUUUGAAUAAAGUCAUGCAUUUAAAAAUG